UGUUUAGCCUUCUAAGGAAAUCAAUGAUGUAAUACGAUCAAAACAUAUACUUUUUUCUGUUUCUUUUAUUUUGAUUGCAGUUAGCAGAAGAGUUCAAAGUCCAGAUGCCAGUUAUCCUAAUAUGUCAAAGCUGAAUCUGGUUGUGUGUGGGUGUGACGAAACAUUAAAAUCCUCCAUAUCAGAGCUGAUCCUGCAGCAGACAGACAGAAGAUCAGGAGUGGACCUUCAUGGUCGUCUGAUCAAUCUGGUGGAGCUUCCAGCUCUGAUUCGUCUCUCAGAGGAGGAAGUGAUGCGUCAGACUCUCCGCUGUGUGUCUCUCUGUCAUCCUGGAGUUCAUGCUUUCCUCUUCAUUAUUCCUGAUUCGCCACUCAGUAAUGAAGACAAAGCAGAAAUGGAGACGAUCCAGAAGAUAUUUGACUCCAGAGAGCAUUUUGUUCUGCUCUUUACCACUAAUCUCUCUGUUGAAGGACUUGCAACAGAUUUAGUCAAAUCCAACACAGAAUGUCAGAGGUUAAUCAGCCAUUGUGGAGGUCAGUACAGACUGAUGGGAUUAAAGGAACCUGUAAACUCCAGACAGAUCCCAGAACUGCUGGAUUAUAUAGAGAACAUGAAGACUGAACCCUAUUCAGUUCAGAUGUAUGUGAGAACUCAAGAGAACAGAGUCAGACAUGAACUGGAGGAACAACACAAGAAAGAAAUGAAGACACUGGAAGAUCAAAUCAAAGAAUUAAAGCAGAAGAUUCAGUCAGACGGAGCUGAAGAUGAUCUGAAGUGUCUGAGGAUUGUGCUGAUCGGGAGGACAGGAAGCGGAAAGAGUGCAACAGGAAACACUAUUCUGGGAAGAGAGGAGUUUGAGAGUGAAUUAAGCACAGAUUCACUGACGACUGUUUGUCAGAAAGGAGUCGGUGAAGUUGAUGGUCGAUCAGUAGCAGUUAUUGAUACUCCAGGACUCUUUGACACGUCAUUGCCAAAUGAUCAAGCAGUGGAAGAAAUAGUAAAAUGUGUUUCACUGUCGUCACCUGGACCUCAUGUGUUUGUCAUUGUGUUGAGUUUGGGACGAUUCACAAAUGAAGUGAAUGAGACUAUGCAACUGAUAACGAAGACCUUUGGUCAUAAAGCUGCUCAAUUCAGCAUCGUUCUGUUCACUCGAGGAGACGAUCUUCAGGAGUCCAUAGAGGAUUAUGUGAAGAGAAGUAAGUCUGCACAACUCCAGAAACUGAUCAGAGAUUGUGGAAACAGGUUCCUGGUUUUCAAUAACAGAGAAAAACAAGACAAAACUCAAGUGAUUCAAUUGUUAAACAUGAUAGAAGAGGUUAAAAAUAAUAAUGAGGGUCGAUACUUCACUAACAGCAUGUUUGAGGAGGCAGAGAUGUCCAUUAAAAAGAGAAUACAGGAAAUAAUAAAAGAGAAAGAAAGAGAAAUUCAGACUCAAAAAGACGACUUACAAGCCAAAUAUGAGACAGAAAUGGAAGAGCUCAAGAAGAGACUCGAAGAAGAGAAAAGAAAAGCAGAUGAGGAGAGAAAACAAAGAGAGAAUGAGUUCAGACAAAAAGAGGAAAAACUGUUAAAAGAGUUUGAAGAAAAAGAAAAAACAGAACAGAAAAAACAAAAGACUGAAAAUCAGAAACGAUCAAGACAGGAAAAACAGCAAAGAGCUGAAUAUGACAGAGAAAUGAAAAAGAUGAAGAGAGAGAUUGAAAAUCAGAGAUUACAGUUUGAAAAACAGCAAAAAGAAAGAGAAGAAGAAGAUAGAAAGAGAGAAGAGAAAUACAGACAAGAGCAAGAAAAGAUGAAACAUGAGAAUGAAUGUGCCAUGGCAGAAUUAAAAAAGAAACAAGAAGAAACUAAAAAGAGAGAUUUGAUGGAAAAAAGAAGGAAUAAAGAAGAAGAGAAAGAAAGACAGAAAUGGGAAAGAAACAUAAAAAAGGCUGAAAAUGAGAGAAAAGAGACUCAAGAGGAAAUUAAACGACAGCAGAGAGAAUGGGAGGAUGAAAAUAAAAGACAGAUGAAAGAACGAGAGAGAAAAGAAGAGUGGGAGAAAAGAAAACAAGAAGAUGAUGAGAAACAAGACGAAGAGAGAAAGAGAUGGAAGAAAAUGAUUGAAGAUCUGAAACAAGAGCAAGAAAAAGAGAAAAAGAAAAGAGAAAAUGAGGAGAAGAAGAUAAAAGAAAGAGAAGAGAAAGAAAAAGAUGAAAUGAAGAAGGAAUAUGAGAAGAAAAUGAGAGACAUGAAGAAGAAACAUGAAGAUGAAGCCAGAAAACAAGCAGAAAAACUGAAUGAUUUGAAAAGUGAAGUGGAAAAAUUAAAAAAGGAGAAGAAAGAAUUAAAAAAUGAGAAUGAAAAAUUAAAAAAGGAAAAUGAAGAAAUACAAAAGAAGAAUAAAGAAAUACAAAGGGAGAAUAAAGAAAUACAAAGGGAGAAUAAAGAAAUACAAAAGGAAAAUGAAGAAUUACAAAAGGAGAAGGAAGAAAUGCAGAAGGAGAAUAAAGAAAUACAAAAGGAGAAUGAAGAAUUACAAAAGGAGAAUGAAGAAUUACAAAAGGAGAAUAAAGAAUUACAAAAGGAGAAUGAAGAAUUACAAAAGGAGAAUGAAGAAUUACAAAAGGAGAAUAAAGAAAUACAAAGGGAGAAUAAAGAAAUACAAAAGGAAAAUGAAGAAUUACAAAAGAAGAAGGAAGAAAUGCAGAAGGAGAAUAAAGAAAUACAAAAGGAGAAUGAAGAAAUACAAAAGGAAAAUGAAGAAUUACAAAAGGAGAAUAAAGAAAUACAAAAGGAAAAUGAAGAAUUACAAAAGGAGAAUGAAGAAAUACAAAAGGAAAAUGAAGAAUUACAAAAGGAGAAGGAAGAAAUACAAAAGGAAAAUGAAGAAUUACAAAAGGAGAAGGAAGAAUUACAAAAGGAGAAGGAAGAAUUACAAAAGGAAAAGGAAGAAAUACAGAAGGAGAAUAAAGAAAUACAAAAGGAGAAUAAAGAAAUACAAAAGGAAAAUGAAGAAUUACAAAAGGAGAAGGAAGAAUUACAAAAGGAAAAGGAAGAAAUACAGAAGGAGAAUAAAGAAAUACAAAAGGAGAAUGAAGAAAUACAAAAGGAAAAUGAAGAAUUACAAAAGGAGAAGGAAGAAUUACAAAAGGAAAAGGAAGAAAUACAGAAGGAGAAUAAAGAAAUACAAAAGGAGAAGGAAGAAUUACAGAAGGAGAAUAAAGAAUUACAAAAGGAGAAUGAAGAAAUACAAAAGGAGAAUGUAGAAUUAAAAAAGGAAAAAGAUGAUUUAAAAAGUAGACGGUGUUCUGUUAUGUGAAUCUUUCUUUUUUUUUCAUGCUUAUAAAGGAGCCAGAAUUAAAGCUGUUGUGUAAAUGAGCUACCAUACAUUUAUUACCAGGCAUAAAUGAAGAAACAACAAGACUUUCAGUUAAAUAUGUGAGAAAACCUUUACUUGUAAUCUCACAUAUCUGCAACCAUUGCACAUUAAUGUGGUGGUCAUCUCUUACAAGCAUUGUGUGCUCACUUUAAGUCAGAAAUAUAGACCC
This is a messenger RNA of Labeo rohita (rohu), 3527 nucleotides long. Its product is annotated as golgin subfamily A member 6-like protein 22. Gene Ontology annotation, molecular function: GTP binding. The record is from RefSeq and is a predicted model, not a curated record. NCBI's taxonomy places the organism in Eukaryota, Metazoa, Chordata, Actinopteri, Cypriniformes, Cyprinidae. Bases 122 to 3298 code for a protein of 1058 amino acids. The transcript has 4 exons.